GUCUUCUUCCACAGAACCAUUUUUCCAUUUUGCAAUUCCCCAAAUUUUCUUCGCUUUGAAUCUGUUCAUCUUCUUGCAAUUCCUUGUAAUCUCUCUUAAGGCGCAAAUGGCAGGUUUGAUUGACCAGGCAAAGAACUUCGUCACGGAGAAGGUGGCCAACAUACCGAAGCCAGAGGCCUCCGUCACUAACGUCGAUUUGAAGGGUAUAAGCUUCGGUUCCGUCGAGUAUUUGGCCAAUGUGUCCGUCUCCAAUCCUUACGGUCACUCCAUUCCUAUCUGUGAGAUCUCUUACACUCUCAAAAGCGAGGGCAGAGUGAUUGCGUCGGGAACAGUUCCAGAUCCAGGAUCUCUGAAAGCGAGUGAUUCGACGAUGCUGGAUGUAGGAGUGAAAGUGCCGCAUUCCGUACUGGUAAGCUUAGCGAGGGACAUAGGAAGAGAUUGGGACAUUGAUUACGAAUUGCAGAUCGGACUCACCAUUGACCUUCCGGUGAUCGGAGACUUCACCAUUCCUCUCUCUACAAAAGGCGAGAUCAAGCUCCCUACCUUCUCUGACGUCUUCGCUUAGCUACAUUUCCUUGUUUUCUAUAUAUAUAUAUAUAUAUAUAUAAUCUCAGAUUAAAAGUUAUGAAUCACGCCUAAGUGAUCGAUAAUAAGGUUUCUUGUUAGCAAGAUCAUCUAAAAGUUUGUUGUAAUAAUUUUUAUUUUUUUUAAAAAAAAAAUCAGUACUACACAGCUUGAGUUA
Benincasa hispida (wax gourd) is the source of this 742-nucleotide messenger RNA. The record is from RefSeq and is a predicted model, not a curated record. NCBI's taxonomy places the organism in Eukaryota, Viridiplantae, Streptophyta, Magnoliopsida, Cucurbitales, Cucurbitaceae.